This is a messenger RNA of Lathyrus sativus (Indian pea), 576 nucleotides long. Lineage: Eukaryota; Viridiplantae; Streptophyta; Magnoliopsida; Fabales; Fabaceae. The record is from the annotation of a GenBank genome assembly.
AUGAUGACCCCAUAUAGGGGUAGAGGCCGCGGUUAUGGCCGUGGUGGGAGAGGGAGUAACAAUAUGUUACCCCAGCCAGAAUCAAACAUUCCUCUAAUAGGGGAUUGGACUACUGUCUACAAAGGUAGAAAAGUGCAGCAAUUACCUGCAUCUUCAGCAAAAAGGGAAGAUAUUGCUUCCUCUUCCUCUAAUAAAACUACAUCCUACAAGGAAGUUGCGAUUAAUAACCCACCUCAAGAACAAAUGGAUUAUUUUGAAAAUCCAGUAACUGAGAAAAUCAUGUAUAUUGAUGAUGAAGAUAUAAAGAUAAAUCUAAAUGAUGGAUGGUCUAUCAAAACUAGAUACCUCGAAUCAAGAGGAUAUUCAGGUCUUCAUGGAAAAUCUAGGCCCAACCUAGAAAUUCUCCUGACUGUUACCGAAUCGGUAACAAUUACUCACCAUUACCAAAACAAUAAUCCUGAAAGUUUUAUAAACUUCAGUAAAUGUCACAUUAACAAAAUUUUGUUACCAAGAGAAUUGGGUCUCAACCCAAAUGCGGAAAAGGCAAUAAGAAUUGCAGAAAGAAAGUAUAUUUAA